AUGGCGGCGGCGCUGCGGAUCGGGACCCUCCUGCUUAUCCACCUCCUGCUGCCGCUCUGGGCAGCAGAGCCGAGCGUGGAGCCAGCGUCCAGCGAGGGUGGUCCCUCACCCAGUGAGGCGAGCCCCUCAGCCAGCGAGGCUGGUCCCACGUCCAGCGAGGCGAGCCCUGCGGCGCCAUCAGAGACCCGCACUGUUUCCCCGCCUCGGCCCCGCAGCGGCCCGGCCCCCGUGACGGACGUUGCCAAACUGUGUGUUUGUGAUCUGCUGGUGGCACAGUGUGACACAAAUUGCUGCUGUGACCCUGAUUGCAGCGCUGCUGAAUUCAGUCUCUUUACUACAUGUUCAGUCCCCGUUGUCACAGGUGACAGCCGUCUCUGUAGUCAGAAAGCUGCUGUGUAUUCACUUGAUGUUGAAGCAAAUCCCCCAGAAAUGAGAUUUAAAUUAAUUGACCAAGUUAAUCCCAGUGUUUUCUGCAUUCAUGCUGCAAACUACAAGCAAGCACUCUCCUUCAGCUCCCCUGAAAUGCCUACGUCUGAAAACUUUGAUCAGUUGCUUAAACAGUUUGGAAGUGCUGCUUUCAGUGCUGAGCCUGACAGCUGGGAUGUGAACACAGAUGCACAAAAUCCUUCUGAUGCAAAUGAAACUUACAGAUAUGAGUAUGGUGUUCCUGUACAGACAGUGGAUGCAUUUCUAAGACUGCCUAGCCCUGUUGUCUCCUCUUGGUGCUCUGAUGCAAAUCCUGCAGGGUUUUUAGUCAACCAGGUUACAAAAUGCACUAGAUCAGUAAGUGUGGAAAACUGUGGUGACAUUCAAGCAGUUAGUAUGCUGUUCUACAUCAACUCCAGCAUUUUAGCAGUGCCCAAAUCAAGUCAGAUGGUUAAUAUCACUGUCCAGUCCAUAACUGUCCAGUCCCCAAAUGGAACACAGACUUUACUUAAUGGUAAUGAUGUCCUCAGGCUCCCUGAGAUUGUGGAGGAACUGUGCAUAAAUAUAGUUCUUGGGGUGAGUUAUCACAUUACAUACACAGACGCAGGAGAAAUAAUAGAAGCAGCUGCUGCUUUUGUCCUGGGGGCAAUUAACAAAGAAGCACUUUCCAUACAGCAGAGCUUUGCAAUCAGCUUUGCUCAGGCAAAUACAGAGCCAGUUCCUCUCAGUGGUAAUCCUGGUUAUGUCAUUGGACUGCCUGUAAGAGCAGGCUACCGACCACAAGGAUCUGGCAUCAUUCAGAAUACGAACAAGCUGAGCCAGCUCACCCUUCUGCAAAGCACAUCCAGCCAGGACUGCCUGGCAGCACAGGGAGCCAGAACUCCAGUAUUAUUUGGUUACAACAUGGUAUCAGGCUGUACCUUACGAAUUACAGCAGCUAUGAAAUGCCAGCCCUUGGCUCAGACCCUCCUAGAUUUACUUAAGGGGCAAAGCUUUCCUGAGUACGUGGCCUCAUUUGGAAAUUCUCAAGCCCAAGAUGUGCUCGACUGGGUGCCGAUAACUCGCCUCCGCCUCUCAGAACAGAGCUCAUGCCAAAUACCAGUAUCACUUGAAAUAGAAGUGAAGUGGACUAAAUAUGGAUCCCUUGUCAAUCCACAAGCCAGGAUAGUCAAUGUUACAGCAAAAAUCACUACCACCACACUGAAACAGCUUCCCUCAGGAAGGGAAAGAACUAUUCCUGUAAUGAGUUCUGUUGUUUUCACUGAUGUUUCUUCACCUGCAGUGCCAGGCUAUAAAGCUUGGCCCACCAUUAAUGUGAAGUUACCCUUUGACUUUUUCUUUCCGUUUGUCUAAGGUAAGUAUGGAUUAGAAAACCCAAACAAGCCACA
Messenger RNA from Dryobates pubescens (Downy woodpecker), 1814 nucleotides. It is a transcript of the gene TCTN1, whose product is annotated as tectonic family member 1. Gene Ontology annotation, biological process: protein localization to ciliary transition zone; cilium assembly. Gene Ontology annotation, cellular component: MKS complex. The transcript is spliced from 14 exons. The record is from RefSeq and is a predicted model, not a curated record. Lineage: Eukaryota; Metazoa; Chordata; Aves; Piciformes; Picidae. Bases 1 to 1779 code for a protein of 592 amino acids.